AGGAAGAAGCGCCGGGAAAGAUGGCGGCGGUUGUGGUUUGAAUUCCAGCGGCGCCUCAAGAGUCCGAACAAGAGCUUGGUUGGUGGGGGCGGGGCGGGUCGCGACUGCUAGGGGAACCAGUGGCGCCGCCGCCACAGACACCAACGUCACCACCGCAUCUGUGUCCGUGAUGGACUCGGCGUUGGAGGAGGACGUCACCCUCCCCGGGACGCUCAGCGGCUGCAGUGGCCUUGUUCCCAAUUUACCAGAUGACCUGGAUGGUGUCAGCUCCAGUACUGGUUUGGGAAAUGAUGCGCUCCCAAAUGUGUCAGAAGAAGCAGUGUCUCCCACAAGAGCACGGAACAUGAAGGACUUUGAAAAUCAAAUAACUGAAUUGAAGAAAGAAAACUUUAACCUAAAGCUCCGCAUCUAUUUCCUGGAGGAAAGGAUGCAGCAAGAAUAUGAUGGCCCCACUGAACAUAUCUACAAAACUAACAUUGAACUCAAGGUGGAAGUAGAAAGUCUGAAGCGGGAGCUCCUAGAGAGAGAGCAGCUGCUCAUCAAAGCCUCCAAAGCAGUUGAGACCUUAGCUGCUGAAGGGGGUGGCUCUGAAAUUCAGCGGGUAAAAGAAGAUGCUCGGAAGAAGGUGCAGCAGGUUGAAGAUCUCCUAACCAAUAGGAUAGUCCUUUUAGAGGAGGAUGUGAAAGCCGCCCAAGCAGAACUGGAAAAGGCCUUUGCUGGGACAAAAAAGGAGAAGGCUCUUCGGUUGAGCUUGGAAAGCAAGAUUUCAGAGAUGAAGAAGAUGCACGAGGGUGACUUGGAGAUGGUUCUGGUCCUGCAAGAAAAAGACAGACUGAUUGAGGAGUUGAAGCUGUCUUUGAAGAGCAAAGAAGCUUUAAUUCAGUGCCUUAAAGAAGAGAAAUCUCAGAUGGCAUCUACUGAUGAGAAUGUGUCAUCUGGAGAGCUCCGGGUACUUUCUGCUGUUCUGAGGGAAGAAAAGGAGAAAGAAACUGAGGCUGCACAAAUGGAGCAUCAGAAGGAGAGAAAUCACUUAGAAGAGAAGAUCCAGGCACUUCAGGAGGACCUGAGAGAGAAGGAAAGAGAAAUUGCUACAGAAAAGAAAAAUAGUUUAAAGAGGGAUAAAGCUAUUCAGGGUCUAACCAUGGCAUUAAAAUCAAAGGAAAAAGAGGUUGAAGAACUUAACUCUGAAGUCAAAGGACUUAGUGCUGCUUUUGCUAAAGCCAGAGAGGCUCCCCAGAAAGCACAGAAGUUCCAAGGGUCUGAAGAUUAUGAGGCUAUUCUGUCAGAAAAGGAAGCCCUUUUGGCUGAGCUGCGCUCAGAAAACCUCACCAAGAGUACAGAGAACCACAGGCUGCAUAGAAACAUUAAGAAGGUCACCCAGGAGUUGAGUGACUUGCAGCAGGAGCGAGAGAGACUAGAAAAGGACCUGAAGGAAGCCCAUGAAGAGAAGGGCAAAGGAGACUGCACCAUCCACGACCUUAGAAAUCAAGUUGAGAAAUUACACGAUCAAGUGAAUGAAGGAGAGAAAGCUGUGGAGAAUUGUUACAAGAAUCUUUUGAGUGAAAGUAAUCAAAAAUUGCACAGUCAAGAGCAGAUGAUCAAGUAUCUAAUGGAAAGUGCCAAUCAAAAAGACUUGUUGCUUCAGAAAUACAAUGGAAAAGAUUUGGAAGCAGUACAGCGGAACUGUCAUUUAAUAACUGCGGAAGAUCUUGAGUUCAGAAGCGAAGGCUUAAUAACAGAAAAGUGCUCUUCUCAACAGUCACCAGGCGGCAAAAUCAUCUUCUCUGAGGAAAAACAACAAUCAGACUAUGAAGAGCUGAUUCAGGUCUUAAUGAAAGAGCAGCAUAUCUAUUCCCAUCUGGUAAAAUCUCUGCAAAACUCAAACAGUAUCAACAACCUGCAGGCUGAGUUAAACAACAUAUUUGCCCUGCGGAAGCAACUACAGCGGGAUGUGCUCUCCUAUCAGAAUUUGCGAAAGACCCUGGAGGAGCAGGCCAGCGAAAUUCGGAGAAGGGAAGAAGAAACAUUUUCAUUUUAUAGUGAUCAAACAUCUUAUUUGAGUAUUUGCCUUGAAGAACACAAUAAGUUUCAAGCGGAGCAUUUUUCUCAAGAAGAACUUAAGAAAAAGGUCAGCGACCUUAUACAGCUAGUGAAGGAUCUGUAUACAGACAACCAGUACCUGAAGAAAACUAUUUUUGAUCUCUCCUGCAUGGGUUUCCAGGGAAAUGGACCUGGUCGACCUGAGUCAAUAGAACAAAUGGAGCUUCUGGCUAGCAAGGAGGUGGAGGACAUGAUCAAAGUUGGAGAGGACGACCAGAAUGAUUUCCUGAGUGGCCAGCCUUUGGAACAGAGUAACGAGAUUACAGAGGACUAUUCCAAAGGGGGCUGCAAAAAUGGAUAUUUAUGCCAUAUGGAUUCCAAUAUUUUAGACUUCAGUGGAACCCACCAACUUGACUGCCCUGGAGACCAGAGUCAAGAAGAAAGCGAACUCAUGAGUCUGCUCGCCCCUUUCUUCAAUGAGAAAGCCACAUUGUUCCUAGAAUCCAGGCCAGAUCUUCUGAAAGCGCUACGUGAACUGUUUCUGGAACAAAUGUGCUUGAGAGAGCAAGAAGUUUCUGGAAAUCACCUUGAUGGUAAAACUGAGAAGACACUUAAGCAAAUGGCCAUUCAACUAAGAGGUGAACUCAGACAUUUUGUCCAAACAAACUCAUUUUCCAAAUCACAUGAUGAACUGAAGUUGCCUUGGGGAUCCCAACUAUUAAAGGUGGGUGAAGUGUCCAAGGUGGAGCUGAAAGAUGCCUCUGUGCAGACCACAGCCAUGGAGGGCAACACUCCCAGAUUCAAACAUGAUGGAGUGAGAGAAGCUUGGGAAGAGAGACCAAAACAUGCCGCGUUCAGCACUGAGCAUCAGCCAGAGAACUUGCACAGGAUGCUAGGGCAGCAGGUCACAUCCCUUCCUUUCCCAGGUGGGGCCAAGAAAGAUGCUAAGAAAUCCCGCUUGCCGAUCCUAAUUAAACCAUCCCGGUCAUUAGGAAGUGUGUAUCGACUCCCUGCCACCCAGGAAGAGGUGGCCCAACUGCAGGGCCAUAUCAGGGAGCUUCAGGGGGAGCUGAAGGAGUUUAAAGCUCGCAACAAACAACUUCACCAAAAGUUAAUCCUGACUGAAGCAAUGCUGGAGGUGAGGCCUACACUGGACAAAACAUUACUGAAUGCCCAAUCCCUUGUGGGAACAGCCUACCAGGGCAGCCCAGGAGAGCAAAAAGGAGUUAAAACCACACCCUGUGUCUGGAGAAACAAGGAAAUGGACAAUGAUCAGCAAACAAGCUAUGAGACUGAGUCUGAAAUUUACCAGCCUGGUGACCUUGCCAUCUUGCCAACAUGCAAAGAGAAUCCUGAAGAUUUUCUGGGCACAACUUCAAUAGCUACUUACUUAAGUUCUGAGAGUCAACUUUCUGUUAAAGUCAGCAUGGUUGGGACUGAUCAGUCUGAGAACAUUCUUACCUCAAAUGAUACGGAAUACUUAAAACAGAAAAUCCAUGACUUGGAAACUGAGCUCAAGGGCUAUCGGAAUUUCAUAUUUCAGCUUCACUCAGGGAAGCAUUCCCAGUGCAGUGAGGCCAUUAUUACUGUUUUGUGUGGGACAGAAGGGGCCCAGGAAGGCUUGAACAAGCCCAAAGGCAGUACUGACGACAAAGAAAUGACCUUCUCAAGUUUGCACCAUGUACAUUUUGUGAAGCACAUGAAAAUCCUCCAUCCCCUCACCCCAGAGAUGAUUGAUGGCAGGAAGCUAGAGAGCCUCAAACAGCAGCUGGUGGAACAGGAGUGUGAGCUGCAGAAAGAGCAGAAUUUGAAUAUGGAACUUUUCAGUGAAAUCCAUAAUCUGCAGAAUAAGUUCAGGGAUCUCUCGCCCUCAAGAUACGAUUCAUUAGUUCAGUCCCAAGCCAGGGAGCUCUCCCUUCAACGACAGCAGAUUAAGGAUAGUCAUGACAUCUGUGUCAUUUAUCGGCAACAUAUGCACACCAUGAUUAAGGCAUUUGAGGAGUUGCUGCAGGCCAGCGAUGUGGAUUCCUGUGUGGCUGAGGGUUUCCAGGAGCAACUGAAUCAGUGUGCUGAACUGCUCACGCAGUUGGAAAAGCUCUUUCUCAAUGGGAAAACAGCUGGAGUGGAAACGAGCACCCAGAAUGAACUGAUAGAGAGGCUCGAGGAAGACAACCCAACCUAUGAGCAUAUUCUCCCUGAAUCUCCUGAGCCUUCAGCCUCUCGUGCAUUGUCUGAUUAUGAAAUGUCCGAAAAGUCCUCCUCCUUCUCACAAGAUGCAAAGCCAGACAGCGAGACCGAGAAGACUUCAAUUGUAGCUAACAAUUUUUCUCAAGACUUACUAAUGGAACAUAUACAAGAAAUUCGAACUUUGAGAAAACAAUUAGAAGAAUCUAUUACAACAAAUGAGAAGCUGCGGAAACAGCUGGAGCGGCAAGGGUCUGAAUUUGAUCAAGGUUCUGCAAACAUUUUUGCUUAUGGUUCAGAGCUGCAUAAUUCUCUGACAUCAGAAAUUCAUUUCCUGCGGAAGCAAAACCAGGACCUCAAUACAAUGCUUGCUAAAGGAUCCAGAGAUAAACAGAAGGAGAAUGAAAAAUUACGAGAGUCCCUCUCCAGGAAGACGGCAAACCUUGAGCACCUUCAGCAAGAGUUUGCCUGUGUGAAGGGGGCAAAUGAGAGACUGCAGAAGGAAGUCAGUGAGAAGGAGAGACACAACCAGCAGCUGGUCCGGGAGAUCUGCAACAGCCGCAACCAACUGAGCCGGGCACAGGAGGAGGCGAAGUUGAGGCAGCACCUGCUCUCUCAGAAUGACAAGCUACUCCAGUCCCUCCGAGUGGAGUUGAAGGUGUAUGAGAAGCUGGUUGAAGAACACAGGAGACCAAGAGAGGCCAGGGCAGAGGCGUCAGGAGAAGGCCUGAAAGGGCAGGACCCUUGCAGUGACCUGCACUGCCUCCUGACAGAGACCCAGGCUCUGCGGGCACAACUGGAAAGAAGUAUUGAAGCCAACAGCACCCUGCAGAGCAAGCUCGAGGAGCAGCUGGCGAAGAGCAAGAAGGUGGCACAGGAAGCAGCACUCACUUUGACGGUCCAGACUGUGUCCAUCCCUGAGCAGCCUCUUCAGUUAGACAAACAAGGUAAUAACAAAUGUCUCAUAACAAAGGAUAACUCAUAUGAUCUGUUUGAUUCCACCCUGGCAGUGCCACCGAAAUCAGCUUCAGAGACGACUCUUUUCUCUGGAAAUGAUACGGACUCCCUCUCCUGUGACAGUGGCAGCUCGACUGCCAGCACUCCGUGCAUGCCCCGCCUGGUUCCUGGUCACUGCCUCUGGGCCAGCAAGAGAGGCUGUCACAUCCUGGGCCUGAUUGAGGACUACAAUGCCCUGUGCAAGCAGGUUCGCCAGGGCCAGAGGCUCCUUGCCGAAAUGGACAUUCAAAUCCAAGAGGCUCUCAGCCCUACAUGUGGAGAGCUGGGAACACAGGAUCCACAGUUGGCGCCUCUGAGCAGGUUUGUCACCGGUGUGAGCACAGCCAAACUGAUCCUGGAAGAGGCCUCGAGGUUACUGAAGCUUCUCUGGAGAGCCUCACUGCCCACUGAGGGCCAGUGCACUCUGCACUGUGAGCAGAUUGGAGAUAUGAAGGCAGAGAUCACCAAACUACGCAAGAAAUUGUUUGAACAAGAAAAAAAGUUGCAAAACACUGUCAAGCUUUUACAGCUGAGCAAGCACCAGGAAAAAGUCAUCUUUGACCAAUUGGCCGUAACCCACAAAAUCCUUCGGAAGGCCAGAGGAAAUCUGGAGCUUAGGCCCGGGGGUGCCCAUCCUGGAACAUCCAGUCCCAGCAGACCAGGCUCCUAAGGAGAACUUUCAGCCAAUAAAGCCGGUGGUUCCCCCA
Messenger RNA from Choloepus didactylus (southern two-toed sloth), 5927 nucleotides. RefSeq names its product CDK5 regulatory subunit associated protein 2 (gene CDK5RAP2). Gene Ontology annotation, biological process: regulation of mitotic cell cycle spindle assembly checkpoint; chromosome segregation; centriole replication. The transcript is spliced from 38 exons. The record is from RefSeq and is a predicted model, not a curated record. The coding region runs from base 170 to 5890 and encodes 1906 amino acids. Gene Ontology annotation, cellular component: pericentriolar material; microtubule organizing center; perinuclear region of cytoplasm. Gene Ontology annotation, molecular function: calmodulin binding; protein kinase binding; gamma-tubulin binding. NCBI's taxonomy places the organism in Eukaryota, Metazoa, Chordata, Mammalia, Pilosa, Megalonychidae.